GGCCUUUCCUUUUCAUAGCUCCAUACUGCAAGACUCUUAUCGAAAUAGAAAAUUAAAAGAGAUAAAGAAAACCCAAAUGGCUCGUUCAUAUCAAAACUUUGAUCCCACGUCGGAAUGGAUAGAUGAGGAAGGAUCAAAAACUCUCACCAUCAAUCUUCCGGAAUUUAAGAAAGAACAAAUAAGAGUUCAGCUCAAUGCCCCUCAGAAUUUGAAGAUCUCCGGAGAACGAAACCUCGGCAACAACAAAUGGAGCUGUUUCGAAAAGAAUGUUCAGAUUCCAAACAACUGCGACAUCAAUGGACUCCGGGCAAAAUUCGACGGCGAAAUUCUAUCCAUCAUAAUGCCCAAAAUAAUCACUCCGGUCCAGCCUCAAGUCCAGACAAUACUAACCCAAUCGGCGCCACCUAGUAAGAAACCGGUGACUGAGCCAAAGCCCCAGGUCCCACCUAACACAACUCCAGAAGCACCACCGAGUCAAAAACCCGAGACCGGAACCCCACCCAAAACAGCUCUUCAAAAACCACCGAGUCAAAAACCCGAGAUCAAAACCCCACCUGAAACAGCUUUUCAAAAACCACCGGGUCAGAAACCGGUAAGCGAACCAGAGUCGUCUCAACCACCACCGAGUCAAAAACAUGCAGCUGAAAAGACUCCGGAGAAGGAGCAGGGAAAGGUUGAUGGGUCGGCGGCCGGUGGAGAAAGCAAAAGAUAUGAAAACACGGCAAAAGCCAAAGAAGGUGUGAAUGAUGAUGAUGGUGGUGCAAGAGUGAAUAAGGAGGAUAGCUCAACCGGAUCAGGUGUGGCUGCUACUGUGGCUAAUGAUCUCACCAUGGGGGUCUAUGGGCCUAAACAAUUGAUCGUGAAUGUAGUUGUGGGUCUUUUGGUGGUGCUGGCACUUGUGAUUUAUGUGAAAUAUUCUCUAGGCCGGUCCUCUACAAGAGCUACUACAGACUCAGACUAGUCUUAUAUAUUGUGCUAUUGUGCUACUUAUACAUUUGUAAUUAAAUGCAGUAUUUGAUGCUGAGAAUAACAAGUGAUACCUUAUCAAAUAAAGAAAUUUGGGUUUUCAUUUA
This is a messenger RNA of Macadamia integrifolia, 1073 nucleotides long. Its product is annotated as putative proline-rich receptor-like protein kinase PERK11. The transcript is spliced from 2 exons. NCBI's taxonomy places the organism in Eukaryota, Viridiplantae, Streptophyta, Magnoliopsida, Proteales, Proteaceae. The record is from RefSeq and is a predicted model, not a curated record. Bases 77 to 961 code for a protein of 294 amino acids.